Messenger RNA from Onychostoma macrolepis, 2366 nucleotides. RefSeq names its product angel homolog 2 (Drosophila) (gene angel2). The transcript is spliced from 9 exons. The record is from RefSeq and is a predicted model, not a curated record. Gene Ontology annotation, molecular function: 3'-5'-RNA exonuclease activity; mRNA 3'-UTR binding. Gene Ontology annotation, biological process: 3'-UTR-mediated mRNA stabilization. NCBI's taxonomy places the organism in Eukaryota, Metazoa, Chordata, Actinopteri, Cypriniformes, Cyprinidae. The coding region runs from base 180 to 1934 and encodes 584 amino acids.
ACUUUAUAAAUCACAGAUUAGCUGCAUGAAUAAAUAGAUUUUUAUUUUUUACUGGAAAAGGCCAAGCGUGCGUGACUACAACUUGUAUCGUCCAAAAUUAUGUCACAGUAAAAGAGCACGAACCAUCCACCAUCCACAGACAGAGAAGACAGACAUGCGCCAACAAUCUGAGCAUUUCAAUGGGACAUCGACAACAGUCAUUUAACAUCUGGAUCGAAAGUACCGCUUUGUAUUUAUCGUGGAUUCUCGGUCAUCCCAUGUUUGGCCGUUACCUGAGCACAGUGGGCUCUCCGUCAGCUCAGACCAUUUACUACCACUGGAGACACUGGUAUCAGCCAGGUCAUUUAUGGUUGACACAUCCAUCCCACCUGCAGCAUCCCUCGUCCUCCUUCAGCACUGUCAGACACCCCUCCAGUAGGCCCCCAAGACCUCCAAAUCCAAACUGGAGCUCCUGGAGGCAAACUGGAUUACUGCCACACACACAACCCAGACGAGGCCUUCUGCUUUCUGCUGGUCUGAUGGACCGCUCUAAUAGCGAGCCACCACAGAAAAGAAAGAGGAGCGCAGACGGGAGGCAAGCAGGGGAUAAAUCUCAGCGCUCACCCGAACGUUCACCUCCAAAAGGCAGCAGGAGUCCAAAAGGAAGUCCUGAAUGGCUACGUAAUGUAACCGGCAGUCCAGUUCCUCCUGGAAAAUUUCCAUCAGACCCAAACAAGUCUCCAUCCACACCAGAGUUAAAGAGACAUUGGGAGGAUCUUUCUCACCUCUGUAAUGCUGCACCGUCUGUGAAUGGAGGGAGACAAAAAUGGCCAUUUGACUUUUCUGUGAUGUCCUACAAUAUCCUCUCACAAGAUCUGCUCUGUGAUAAUACGUACCUUUACAGACACUGUCAUCCUCCAAUUCUGGAUUGGCGCCAUAGGUAUCCAAACAUCAUCAAAGAGCUGGAACAGCACAGUGCUGAUAUAAUGUGCCUGCAGGAGGUGCAAGAGGACCACUAUAAGCAACAAAUCAAACCCUCGCUAGAAUCUUUAGGCUACCAUUGUGAAUACAAACGGAGAACAGGACUGAAGCCUGACGGAUGUGCUGUGGUCUUCAAACGCGAGCGCUUCUCUUUGGUCUCCUGUCACCCUGUGGAGUAUUUCCGGCGUGGCAUCCCUCUACUUGACCGUGAUAACGUGGGCUUGAUUGUGCUGCUCCAGCCCAUUGACCCCCAUAGCUCCCUCACCAACAUCUGUGUGGCCAACACACAUUUACUGUACAACCCUAGACGUGGGGACAUUAAACUGGCCCAGCUGGCUAUGCUGCUGGCAGAGAUAAGCCGGGUAGCCCAGUUACCUGACAGCAGCGUUUGUCCUGUGUUGCUCUGUGGGGAUUUUAACUCCGUUCCCUGGUCUCCCUUAUAUCGCUUUAUUAGGGACAGCAGACUGGAAUAUGAUGACUUACCUAUUGGAAAGGUGUCAGGACAGGAGGAGAACCCAAGGGGACAGCGUAUUCUAACUGUACCAAUUUGGCCCAGAAGUCUGGGCAUCUCUCAGCAGUGCCAGUAUGAAAGCCAAACAGCAGAUUUUGAUUUGAGGGAUUUAGAGCAAGCAGAACUGGAUGGUUUUACCAAGCCUAGCAUUGAGCACUGUUUGAAGCUGACCUCUGCAUACUCCCACUACCUGAAAGAGAGCGGUCACCCUGAGAUCACCACAUGCCACUCACGGACGGCCAUAACCGUCGAUUACAUCUUCUACUCUGCAGCUCUGGGGGAUGUGAUGGCUCAAGCAGAAUGCAGUGUGCCACAAGAGAAGGGUCUGCAGCUGCUGGGCAGGUUAUCCCUGGUGGGGGAAGAUGAACUCCAGAAGGUUAACGGUCUUCCCAACCAGCACAACUCCUCUGACCACCUGCCACUUUUGACACAUUUCCGUCUGCACCCUCGAGUUGAUGGCUGAAAGAACAAAAGCGUUUGGGAGUAUCAUAAAGCCUUUAAUAUGUUUGUAGCCAGAGAAGGAUCAUUUUUCUAACAAACUCAAAAAAUAAAAAUAAAAAAUGUUCUCAUGUUUGUUUCACACCAGCAAAAAAUGGCAUGACUCACAGAUUACCUUGAGAGUCAAUAACAAACUUGAAGGAAAAGAGGAACUUGGAAGUUAUUGAUAACUGAUUUACCCAGUGCAUUAUGGGAAGGUGACAUGCACACUGUAAUCAAUGAAUUAGGGAUGUUUUAUGACGAAAUAUGGCAACUUUGAUACUAAGCGAGUCAUUCAAAGAUGUAAUUUUUUUUUUCAAGGUUUUACGAGGUAACUAUUUGAGACUUGCAUCAUUUUAAAGAUUAUAAGAAGGUGAAAAAAAUAAAUAAAUGAUUUUAUCUUCAAUCUGAUAUUUGU